CCCGUACGGUGUUUUAUCAGAUACGAAGCGUAGGCUACUUACUCUUUGUUCACCAAGGAUUGUAGGGACAGAAAUUAGAGUAUUGUCAGUAAAACUGUUGUCUUAAUUAUUUUUUACCAGCUGAAACUAGCAUGUAUUGGAUAUGGACGAGAUAACACCGGAAAUUCUUUACAAUCCCUGCUGGUCUUUUAUAGUGCCUUUGCCAUAUAGAGACGCUCAUUAACCCGUGCCCUGGAAAUAAACAGCCAUGGAAAAUAGUUAAUGGUUGAUUCCGUAAUAAGCAACUAAUAAAAGGUGCCGUAUUUAUGGUGUGCUGUGAAAGUUUAGCGAGGAGCUUCGUGAUAACAGCGCCGCCAGGCAGGCAUGAGCAGAGCCGAUUCUGCAGAAAAUGAGGAUUGGACGUGAGCUACGUGCGCAUCCAGGAGUAGACGACAUGACAUGGAGAGACUGGAAAACACGGACCUUAUAAAAACGCACGGACGCGAGAGUAUCUGUUCCCCGCAAGAGAGAGUCACCAAUGGCCGCUGCGAUGCUCACGCUGUGAAUACAAUGGGUCUGAACGCCACCACAGCAGAGGAGCUGCUGGCUGGACAAGCGUCUAGAUCUGGACCCGGGAUCACGCUUCUGAAGGAGUCCAAGAGCGGCUUGCCUUUGUAUAACGGCGCGGGAGGGGUUUCCACAUCACCUACAGCAGAAGAAAGUUACAGCGAGGUUCCUGCGCAGACGCAAAACGGGUGUUUACAUCUAAAUGGACUGGCGGAGACCCCCAAUGGGGGCCUCGCGGCUAAUGGAGACAGGACUUUGGACAGGCCUUUGAAGAAGCCUUGUGGAGACGUGCGGUUCAGACAACUCCAGCACCAGAGGAGGAAAGAUGAGGAAAACAGAGACUUCGGGGCGUCGGGGUCCGGAUCCGGGGGUUCUUCGGAAACGUCCCACGGACCGGACCCUGCUUAUCCUCUGCUCGAAUGCAAAAGGAGAAGGCUUGAAUUGGACUCCAAAACAGACUUUAGUAAAAGCACACGGGCCGUUGCGCCCCUCGCAACCAAUCACCAACUCAAAAACUCUACGCCCUCGUCGCCCGGUUGGGUCCAUCACAAUGGACACAACGUUGCAGCGAACCAGGCCGAGGUGCGCUCUGCUCCUCUUGCAGGUUGGUCUCCCGAGCACAUGGCUCAGCAGUACAUAGUUCCUUGCAUGAAGUUUUACGGCAUUUGCGUCAAAGAUGACUUCCUGGGCGAGCGACUAGGCAGUAGGGUUCUGGAGGAAGUGGAGACUUUGAAUCACAGCGGGAAGUUCAGAGGCGGCCAGUUGGUCAGCCAGAAAAACAUCCCAUCUAAGAACAUCCGUGGAGACCAGAUAGCUUGGGUCGAGGGCAAUGAGCCGGGCUGCGAGAGCAUCGGGAGCCUUAUGGCUCACGUCGAUGAGGCCAUCAUGCGCAGUGCGGCCAAUGGCCAGCUGGGGAAUUAUGUCAUAAACGGACGCACCAAGGCCAUGGUUGCGUGUUACCCUGGAAACGGAACAGGAUAUGUGCGUCAUGUGGACAAUCCUAAUGGCGACGGACGCUGCAUAACCUGCAUCUACUAUCUGAACAAAAACUGGGACGCGAAGGUUCACGGAGGUUUAUUGCAGAUCUUCCCCGAGGGUCGUAAUGUCGUAGCCAACAUCGAGCCUGUGUUUGACCGCAUGCUCAUUUUCUGGUCAGAUCGCCGGAACCCACAUGAGGUGAAACCAGCCUUUGCCACUCGCUACGCCAUCACUGUUUGGUACUUUGAUGCUAAAGAGCGGGCCGAAGCUAAGGAGAAGUAUAGGCUGGCGACAGGACAGAAAGGAGUUAAAGUGCCCGUCACACAAAGCAGCAAGACCUGAAUGUCAGUCGUUGGAGUGAACACUCAAGUGCGUCCUGUUUAUGUGUGUGGCAGCCUGCGCCGCCGCGUGAUUGGCUGUUUUCAAGAGGAGAUACGAGAAACCCAACGACCGUGGCUCUUUCUGUGGCCUCAACCAUCCAACAAGAAGUUUGAUUUGAUUGGGUGCAGGACGCGGGACUGUCUGUAAAUGAACACCACGAACAAACUUGACGGUCGCGGCUCAGAAAGGAUGGCCCGGGAUUGGCCGAUUUUUUUUCCCGUGGAAAGUCAACGGCGGAAACAUCGCAAACGGACUUGAGUUGCUUUAGUAUUUUGAGUAAUUAUCGUAUUUAAUAAGAAUUACAAUCUCUAAACUCAACCCUGGCUUUUCACAACACUACACCUGUGUGUAAGUGGGUAGAUGAGAUUUUCCAGUGGCCUUUGUCAUAUCAUGUUCAGCCCCACGAAUGUGUAACAGCUUAACACCGAGAUCUUACGCCAACGCUCAACUAAAUCGCCAAAACUGACAUAAAAUAACCAACCGGGAAUGCUUUGGUGGACACAGUCCCUUACGAUCGAGCCUGAGCCCUAGGAAACAUUCGGGAGGAAUUCGUUCAGAAUAAACAGCGCCCUCUGAUGCCGUUUUCACGCUGUGCUUUGUUUUCGCGCAAAUCCGGUUGCGCCACAAAAAAUUUCGCAAUAAGCAUUUUUGCUUUGCAGCGGUUUCCUAGUUUGUAGGGCCGUUCGUUUAGGACGUUUUUUUAAGCAUUGUCCUUGCCGUUUUUAAGACGCAUUCGGACGUUUUUGUAUUGCUUUGCUGGCUUUGUACGCUGGGAUGCGACAUUAAAUGAAAUUUUUGCAGAUGAAAAAAAAAGUUAACCGAUAACCGAUAAAUGGAUAUAAAUAUUCUAUGCUAUUUUGUAAUAGUGAUUUCAAAAUGAAACCCUAAAAAGUAAAUGUAGUCAUUUUAAACGCUAAAGGGAAAGUUUAGGUGUUACAACAUUCAUAAUGUACAGUAUUAAAAAAAAAAAAAAAAGAUUUUAACAGUUUAACACGUUUAACAGUGAAAUUAGUAGUAUUUUUACAAAAGUUUAAGUGUUUAAGAAAAUUAAAUAUAAAAAUGCAGAAAAUGAGCUGCGCGAAUAAAUAUCCAGUGUUUAUUAAUAACAAAAAAUGCUGUCAGAUUCCUAAUAUGGAUCCGAUAUAUCGUAUAUCCCUAACAGUAAUCGAGGGCCUAAAUUAGGGAUUUAUAUAUUUGAAUUGCGUAUAAAAUUUCUAUUUAUUUGGAUUAAAAUUGUAUCCUAAUUUGGGAUGCAUAUUUGUCAGUCAUGCAUAAAAGAAUCAUACUUUUUUUUGUAAUAGCACUAAUAAACUGACUGUUUUAAAGACAUAAUAACCAGGUAUAUAUAUAUAUAUAUAUAUAUAUAUUUAUCAUCAGUAAAUCCAAUUUCUUUCAGUUUCAUACUUUUGAACUAAAUGAAUCAUUGCUUGUUCCGAAACAAGCCAUGCUUUAACCUUAUUAACCAUACAUUUUAACUGAAUAAAUGUAAUGGGUUUAGCAAUAAACAGGUUAAUUAUUUUAGCAAUUAAUGCAUUUUAAUAAUAUACGUAUUUAAAUGAAAUCAAAUAUUGAUUGCAAAUAGUUAUUGAUAUUGAAUGGUUUCUCAUCAUCCUCAUCCUCAUUAUGUUUAUGCAUAACUGACACAUAUGCAUCACAUUUAUUAGUUUACGUUAAAAGGCUAUAAAUUGAAAUUUGAAUGCACUUAAAAUACAUAAAUCUUACAUUUAUUUUUCGCAGCAUCUCUUCACCUCGGCAGUCCAUUCUCUUCUGAAUCACGACAAAAUGCUUCAUAUCUGGAAAUAAACCUGAUUUUAAUGACCUGCAUCAUCAUCUGAUGAAAUUCAGCCUUUCAAAUUUCAAAAUUCAGCCUGGCUGAAUCACACGCUGACCUGUUAAUGUCCGACCAAUUCAUGUAGAGCCUGAAUAAACUGGAUUCUCCGCACAGCGCGCCCUUAUGAUUUCAUAAUAAUUCAGAAUUUGCAAUAUGCAGAAUGUAUGUGCUGCAACGAAAUGUCAAGAAAAAGGUGUCUGCGACCUUUUUAAAUACUGCUGAAUGCUAUCUUGGCCUUAAAGGGUCUUUCUAAAGAGAUGCACUUACCUGAGAGCUGACAAUCUCCUUCCUGCCUCAGAGAGGCGCUGUGCAGCAAAAGAGAUCGUUACGGGGCUCAACGUACAGGUGACCUGGAAAACGCCCGACAGCCUCAUUCUAUCAGGUGUCCGCGCAUGCACUACCCCAGUGCCUACAUCUCCCAGAGGGCAUUGCAAAUUCAUCAGGUGCUCACGCCGCCUUCAAGUGCUAUCGGAAUUAUCGUAAAUAAAAGCUUCCUAGACGGAAAUUGGACAUGAACGACCUUAGAGAGGCCUUAUAUGGCAAACUUCCGACUAGGAAACUCGUAUUUAUGAUCAUUUGCGAUCAUUUGAAUGCAGCGUUAUAAGAAGCUGUGUUCAGAAUACUAGCAUACCGCACAGUAUACACUCUCCACUGCAAAGCUAAAUUGUCAAAUUAACUCGGUUUCGUAGACGGGGCUUAGCCUAAGACGGGAUUAGGCCGUAGUUCAAUUAGGACAUUUAAAGGAAUAGUUUACCCGAAAAUAAAAAUGAUGUCAUAUUUAGUAGUUCCAAGCUUGAGCUGAAAUAAAGUCUGUAACCACGCUGUUUUGGGUCACCAUUGACUUCUAUAGUAAGAAAAAAAUACUAUUAAAGUCAAUGGUGACUGAAAAACUUUUUUUUCGAAAUAUCUUCCUUUGUGUCCAGCAUUACAAAGAAAUUCGUACAGGUUCGGAACAACUCCAGAGUGAGUAAAUGACGACGUUGUCGUCAAAACAAAACAAAGGCCAGUGACGUGUUUUAAGAUCAAUCAGUGCAUGUUUCAGCUCAGAUUUACAUUUAGCCCAGGACUAGGCUUAAGCCUUGUCUGUGAAAACGGGGUAUGUCUUCGGUUAAACGUGUAUGAAAUGCGAAUAAAAAUAACAUUUGUGAAAUAGCGUCACAGAAGGUCAGGCACAAUGCAUUGCGGGUCUAUGCGGCGGUCGUAUGCUGCAGAUUUAGGCAAAUGUAGGUCAUCGGGCAUUGGCACAGUCGGGGAGACGUAAGUGUGCUAUUCUGAACAUAGUCGCAAUCUGAGGACCUGAGAUUUCAUGCAAACACGAAACGCCACAGAACGGAUUUCCCAGCGAACUUUGACCCAGUGUAGUAUUGAGCUGUUCUGUGCCGAGCGCCACAGACGAACGAGAGAAGUGAAACAGUAAAGCACUUUAUCAUAGAAUGUGUGACGUUUGAAAGAAAUGCUUUGUGCCGUGUAACAGUAUGAAACUUAAAUCAACUGAGAACAAAAACAUGUUUGCUCAACCUUUCUGAGUUUUGCAGUAUUUAAUUAAAAGGUGUCAGAUUUUGUACA
Messenger RNA from Puntigrus tetrazona (Sumatra barb), 5302 nucleotides. It is a transcript of the gene egln2, whose product is annotated as egl-9 family hypoxia-inducible factor 2. Lineage: Eukaryota; Metazoa; Chordata; Actinopteri; Cypriniformes; Cyprinidae. The transcript is spliced from 6 exons. Gene Ontology annotation, biological process: peptidyl-proline hydroxylation to 4-hydroxy-L-proline; cellular response to hypoxia. Gene Ontology annotation, molecular function: L-ascorbic acid binding; peptidyl-proline 4-dioxygenase activity; ferrous iron binding. The record is from RefSeq and is a predicted model, not a curated record. The coding region runs from base 439 to 1866 and encodes 475 amino acids. Gene Ontology annotation, cellular component: cytoplasm; nucleus.